Jatropha curcas is the source of this 2431-nucleotide messenger RNA. NCBI's taxonomy places the organism in Eukaryota, Viridiplantae, Streptophyta, Magnoliopsida, Malpighiales, Euphorbiaceae. The record is from RefSeq and is a predicted model, not a curated record.
AAGAACUUAUUAUUGCAAUUUGUCUUUCAAUUGUGAAAUUGUGAUUGAUGAAUUUGGGCUUCCAACAUCAGACGACACCUCUCGUACCUCAAACGUCAUAUCGUUGGUAAAUGAAAAUCUUCCUCCAAUUUCGUUCUUAUUGAUGAUGACACAUUUCGAGAAGUUGUUCAACAUCCAAUGGAGAAACCAGAAAUCGGCACCGCAAAAGGUCCUCUCUAGUUUCCAUUUCCUUCCAGAUCGUAAAAUUGGAGGUAGCUGAUUCGUGAGACAUUCCUCCAGUAGCAGUGGCUAUGCACAUAGCAUUGUUAUUUCUAGCAAGAAAAGAAUCUCUUCUUUUCAACAAACUCUUCUUCUCCACCACUACUUCCAUAAACCCAAGCCAAACCUCUCUCAUUUCCCAUUAUUUUUCCCUCCUCCACUCUUCACCUAAUCCAACUCAUCUCCGCCACCUCCAUGCUCGCUUACUUCGCACCUCUCUCUACGACAAUGUAAUCCUCAGUUCUAAGCUCGUUUUGAUGUAUUCCUGUCAUGGCAAACUCAUCCCUCACUCUCUCUCUGUUUUCUUUCACAUGCCGUAUAGAAAUAUCUUCUCUUGGAACAUCAUAAUGGGAGAAUUUUCUCGUUCUGAUUUUCCCGAGAAAUCUAUAGACUUGUUUCUUCAAAUGAGGAGAGAAUCCGAUGUUCGACCCGAUGACUUCUCUUUUCCUCUAGUUUUAAGGGCGUGCGCAGGUUCGGGAAUGGCGGAAUUAGGGACUUCAGUUCAUGCGUUGUGCCUGAGAAUGGGUUGGUCGGUAAGUUUGUUUGUCGCGUCUGCAUUAGUUUUUAUGUACGUUACUUUUGGUAAUUUGUUUAAUGCCAGAAUGUUGUUUGAUGAAAUGUCUAAGAGGGAUGCGGUGUUAUGGACUGCAAUGCUUGCUGGGUAUGCUCAGCAUGGGGAACCAGUGUUGGGAUUGCAAGUGUUCGAGGAAAUGGUUAAUUUGGGCAUUAAGCUUGAUGGGGUUGUUAUGGUGAGCUUACUUUUAGUCUUUGGUCGAUUGGGCUGGUUAAAGCAAGGAAAGAGUGUUCAUGGUUGGUGUGUGAGAAAUUGCUUAGGGUUAGAGUUAAGUUUAGGAAAUGCUAUAGUUGACGUGUAUGUUAAAUGUGCUAUACUAGGUUAUGCACAUCGAGUUUUUGAUAGAAUGUCUGAAAGAGAUGUUGUUUCUUGGAGCUCCUUGAUUUUGGGGUAUGGAUUAAGUGGUAAUGUGAGUGUUGCUCUGGAGCUCUUUGAUCAGAUGCAUCUGAGAGGGGUUAGACCGAAUGAUGUGACAUUUCUUGGUGUUUUAUCAGCUUGUGCCCAUGGUGGCUUGGUCGAGCAAGCACGUGUAUACUUCAAAAUGAUCCCAGAUUGUGGGCUGGUGGCAGAAUUGAAACAUUAUGCUUGUAUGGUUGAUUGUAUGGGCAGAGCUGGGCUUUUGGAAGAGGCAGAGAGGUUUAUUGAAGAAAUGCCAAUAGAACCUGAUGAAGCAGUGCUAGGUGCUGUAUUAGCAGGAUGUAGAGUUCACAAUAAUGUCGAUGUAGGAGAACGAAUUGCAAAAAGAUUAAUUAGGUUGAAACCAGAGAAAGCUGGAUAUUAUGUGCUCUUGUCCAAUAUGUAUGCAGCAGUAGGUAGAUUUGAUGAGGCUGAGAUAGUUAGGGACUUUAUGAAAGAAAAGAGUUUGUCUAAGGUGCCUGGUUGUAGCUUGAUUGAAUCAAAGAGUUACUUUCCUUCUUCAACAGAAAAUGAAGUUCUGGAUUGUUUUUAAAUAUGAUGAGAAGUGGAUUUGUGUGAUUAUGGUUGCAAGGGUUCCAAUUUCUUUGCUGGAAUAGGAUACAGAAAAAGAAUGCAUCAGUGCCAGGAAAAAAGAUAUUGCAACAAAAUGGACUUGGUUGGAAUAGCUUUACACAGCAAACUAGUUGUAACAAUAACACCUGCUUAAUGAUAACAAAUCCUUUGGCUGCCUUCUACACCUCUCCAUGAUUCUAAUUGUUGUGGCAAAAAUGAAAGUUGAAUUUCUCUUAAGAAGCCAUCAUUAAUACGACAUUAAGUUGAAGAUAUUCAAUUCAAUUUUGAAGUUCUUUGAUUUAUAUAUACAUUCUUACCAUGUGAUCUUGAACAAUGGUUAAGUACACAAACCACUCUGCCUAUGAUGUACUUUAUUGUCCUUUAUUCAUAUUGAAAAGAAUGUUGAAUUCUCUUAAGAAUCAUCACUAAUCAAAUAUUCAGUUGAAGAUAUUCGAUUCAAUUUUGGAGUUGUUUGAUUUACAUAUACCUUCUUAUCAUAUGAUCUUGAACCAUGUUUAACUACCGUGCUACUUGUGCUGAUUUGUAUUUCAUUUGCUUUAUGUUAGCUAGAAGGUUAUAAAAGAUUUUGUGAGCCAAAAACUGAUCGUACGAAAGUUAGAUAUUUGGAAA